UUUAAUAUAAUAGACUAUGUCACUGUGGCAAUUCUCCGAGUCAUCGCUGCCGCUUCUCAAACGUUGUAUCGAAGCUUCGAAAUUAGAUUUGAAUAAUAAAUGGAUUAAAAGGUUUGGUUCUUAUAACCACUUGGAUAUGAAAAAUGUUGUAAACGAAAACGACAAUAAAGCAAUUCCAAUCCCGUCACCAGAGAAUACGAAUACAGAUAACAAAGAAACACUAAUUCAAGACAAAGACGAAAUAUCUGACGACAUUUGGCGGGAAAUAAUUGAUAUUGAUCCUAUUUCUCAAUUCGAUUACUUGGUGGAAAAUUGUUUAAAACAUUCAGCCCUAUAUACAAUGCUGGCCGAAAAAUUAUCACUAACAUCCGUUGAAAAGUUGUGCAACCAUAUUUUCGAAACGAAUGUUCUAAAUUUGACAUUCCUUCAGAAAUUCUAUACGUCAUUUUUGCCGGUAUAUUUGAAAAGAGAAUACACGAGGACCUCCUUAGAUAUAAUAAUAAAGGCUGAGAAAUAUAAUAGUGAUAUAUUUAAGUAUUUAUUAGAAUUAAUAAUUAAAGAUACAGAAUUACCCGGUCAAGUUAUACAGCAGUAUAUAUCGACAAUAGACACUAAAUCUCAAUUGGAAUUAAUGAAAAAUAUAAUUUUAUUUAAUUUGUCUAAUGAGGUUUUCAUGCAUCACUUAUAUUCAAUACACAUAUUGUAUAAGAAUUGUGAAAAAACUGAUUAUAUACAACAGUUCAUAUUAACAAAAUUAUCAAAUGUCUCGCAGCAUUGUGUUAACGAUAAGAACUAUGGUAGACUUCUGUUAACUUAUCUGCAAGCUCAAAAGAAAUUUAAUAAAAAUUAUACAGUUAUACAAAAGAUCAUUGACUUGCACAGAUCUCCGUUUAAAAAACCCUGUAUGAAUGCAUUCAACGAAUUGCAGAAAUUACAUGAUGAUUCUGUUUUAAAUUCAAAUGAAAAUUACUAAAAAGGAAUGUUUUUGUUUCUUAUUUAUUAUCUGUAUGGUUUAUAGUAAUAUAUCACCGUUUCAUUUCCAAGUAACAUCGUUAUUAAAAUCGGGAUGAAGUAAUUGCCAUAAUUUUUUAUAAGAAUUACAUUGUAACAUGUAAA
Vanessa atalanta (red admiral) is the source of this 1116-nucleotide messenger RNA. RefSeq lists its product as uncharacterized. Lineage: Eukaryota; Metazoa; Arthropoda; Insecta; Lepidoptera; Nymphalidae. Bases 17 to 973 code for a protein of 318 amino acids. The record is from RefSeq and is a predicted model, not a curated record. The transcript has a single exon.